ACGCCGUACCCUUACGGCGUAGGCUCUGCGUCGAUUUAACGCGGAACCAUAAUUGAGGUUUCAGACAGGGCGGCCCGUCGGUUACCAAGCACGCACUGCACCGCGCACGGUCCGACAGCGACGACAGCAGCGGGCUUUGGCGUGAGGAGAGACACCGGCGUGACAACAACACAGACGCACCAGAUCUGGUGGCCAGGAAGAAGAAGGUGACGCAAUCACUGCCAAGGUCCGGUUCCCCCUGAAGGUUCAAACAAGUAGCAGCUGAGUGAUCUUCGUUGCUUGCGUCUGGUCGGGGAUGGCGGUGAAUGUGUAUGCCACGUCCGUGUCCAUCGACAACCUCAGCCGACAUGACAUGCUGGCGUGGGUCAACGAUUCUCUGCAUCUCACCUACACCAAGAUCGAGCAGCUCUGCUCAGGAGCGGCGUACUGCCAGUUCAUGGACAUGUUGUUUCCAGGAUGCAUUCUUCUGAAGAAAGUCAAAUUUCAAGCCAAGCUGGAGCACGAAUUUAUACACAACUUCAAAGUUCUCCAAGCUGCGUUUAAAAGGAUGAAUGUCGACAAAAUCAUUCCUGUAGAAAAGCUCGUAAAAGGGAAGUUCCAGGACAACUUUGAGUUCGUGCAGUGGUUCAAGAAGUUCUUCGACGCCAACUACGACGGGAAGGAGUACGACCCUUUACUAGCCAGACAAGGCCAGGAUGUGUCCCCAGCCCCCAAUCCAGGUGAUAACUUUAUCCACAGACCAAAGAGACAUCCAGGACCACAGCGAACUUCUCCCACAGUUCCCAAAAACAUGCCGACACCACAGCGGGUCCAGCACAACACUCCUGCGUUGAGGAAGAACCCGACGUUGUCCAGAAACGGCGGCAGCGAUGCUGAGAUCAUGGAGCUAAAUCAACAGCUGAUGGAGCUGAAGCUGACUGUCGACGGUCUAGAGAAGGAGCGGGACUUCUACUUCAGCAAAUUACGGGACAUCGAGCUCAUCUGCCAGGAACACGAAAGCGAAAACAGCCCCAUCCUCAGGAAGAUAAUUAACAUUCUCUACGCAACAGAGGAAGGCUUUGCACCUCCAGAUGACGAGGACCUCGAUGAACAAGGUCACCUGGACCAGGAUGAAUACUAAACCCGUCUUCUCCCUGCUCCCCCAGCUUCUCCCUUCUAGUUUCUUUUUCUUUACUUUUUCGGCUCCUCGUUUAUUUUGUACUCUCUGCACGCUUUCUAUAAAUGCUCACCAUUACCCCAGCUCCGUCUGUCUUUUUCUUUUCUUGCUCAUGAGCAUCUCUGUCGGGACCCCAAGCCCUCCACCCUCAGACCGCCUCUCUCCUCCACGUACACAGCAGCAGUAACAGUAAUGUAUUACAUAUCCCAGUUAUUUCAGCAUGACUAAUACAGAUCAUUGAGUUGCCUGAAAUGAAGAUUGUUAUGGCAAAAAAAAAGGAAAAAAAGUGAGUUUGAGUCUGUAAAUAUUACCGACAUUUUGAUUUCUGAAAGAUUAAUGUCUUUGCUUAUUCUGGAGUUAUUUAUUUGCCUUUUUGUGUGCUGUUAAUACAACUGUUAGAGCACAUAACAACUCUGCUCCGGUGUGCCAUCGGGAACCUCCCCGAGCUACUAAAAACUGUAACAGAAGUGACUUUUGAACAACUAUGUCUUAUUUAUUUAACUUAUUUAGAUUCACUUUCAUUUAGAUUCACUUUCUGUAGCAAAACUGAUGCAGACCUGUUGAGAGCACUGGAGUCGAGCUUUUUGUUGUUUUUUUUUGCUGCGGUGGGUUUGACGCACGUAGAAACGCCGAAGGAAGAAAGCGCUUUCAUAUGAUGGCUCACCGAGAAAUGGAUCUGUACUCUCCGAUUAUUCUUUAUUGAUCAGCAACACAUCUUGAGCAUGAGAAUGUUCCAUAUUGACUGUGAAUGAGUGAUAUUUUGUAAAUGUAUUUUGUCUGAUGUUGCCACUAUUUCUUCGAGGCAGACAAGUUGAAAUGAAAGAGACAAAAAAGGCACCUGCAGACCGACAACACGGAUAUGUAGCAGUUCUAAUGUUUUCCUCUAAUAGUAUUUGUGGGCCUAUAUACACAAUAUAAACAACAUAUACACAUGACAACUUCUCUCAUCUGCCUAACAUGCUAUGAUUUGCUGUGAAGUUUUGUCCAGAUUUUUAAGAGUUGAUGUCUGAAUCGAGGUCUGUAACCAGCUGACUGGUUAUCAACAGCAUCAAAUAAAACAUUUCUUUCUUCAUUUUUUUUUCUUUUGUUACUUUUUAUUUUCCUUUCAACUUAGCAAAUUGGCUCGUGUCUGUUCUCUGGAUUCUCUGGACGCAUUCAUCGACCAAGUCAACAUAACACUCAUCUUUUGAGUUUUGAAUAAAUAA
Messenger RNA from Cololabis saira (Pacific saury), 2361 nucleotides. It is a transcript of the gene mapre3a, whose product is annotated as microtubule-associated protein, RP/EB family, member 3a. Gene Ontology annotation, cellular component: microtubule plus-end; spindle midzone; cytoplasmic microtubule. Gene Ontology annotation, biological process: spindle assembly; regulation of microtubule polymerization or depolymerization; protein localization to microtubule plus-end. The transcript has 7 exons. The record is from RefSeq and is a predicted model, not a curated record. Gene Ontology annotation, molecular function: microtubule plus-end binding. Bases 296 to 1120 code for a protein of 274 amino acids. NCBI's taxonomy places the organism in Eukaryota, Metazoa, Chordata, Actinopteri, Beloniformes, Belonidae.